Sesamum indicum (sesame) is the source of this 1450-nucleotide messenger RNA. RefSeq lists its product as uncharacterized. NCBI's taxonomy places the organism in Eukaryota, Viridiplantae, Streptophyta, Magnoliopsida, Lamiales, Pedaliaceae. The record is from RefSeq and is a predicted model, not a curated record.
CACCGCUGCUCACAGUCUUUGCAUUUUCCCACCUAAAACCCUCCGUCUCCCUUCCUAUGGCGGUGAAAGCAGAGGGAGAGCAGUGAGCAGUAAGCCCAAACCCCUUUGUUUGAAUACUGCCCAGUUGGGUCAUUCCAUUUCAAGAAAAAGACAUGCCCACUUUUGCUACUGUCCCGUUGGAAAAUUUGCUGGAGCCCGGAGCUCGAGGUUCCCUCAAAAAGCCCCUGUUGAGAACACGCCAGGGAGACCCAAAACCGGACCCCGACCAGAGAAAUGGGGGGCCGAGACACUUGUACAUAUCUCCGGCUUUGUAUGUCACUCCGGUGCAGGCUCCUAUACCGGAGUAUUGUUCCACCGACCCGCUUUCGCCUUCUCCUUACGUCGUCAACCACAAGCGCCGUCGUGGUGGACAUGAAACGAGGAGAGUUGGUGCGGAUGAAGUUCAGGAGUUGCAGGAGGCCGGUGGGUUCAGUUUGGAGGUGGAGGUGGAGGAGGAGGUGGGGGACAAUUUUGUGAAUGAGGACUUAAAUGCGAAUGAUGAUGUUGAUGACGGCGACGAUGAUGAUGAGGUGUUUCGUGAUCCAAGGAGUGAAGCCAUGGGCGUGGGAACUGAAGGGGAGGCGAAUGAUUUCGGUGUUGGAAGGCGAAUCGAGAGCUGCAGCUUUGUUUCUGCUCCGGGGGAGUUUUUUGAUGCAGAUGAUGGCUUCUCCUCAGAUGGGUCCUUUUCAAAUAUACCUUCCUGUGGUUCUAGAGUUGAAUCAGAAUUGCGCACCACAAGACUCAGUAUUCUUGUGGAAAUUGAAAGGAGAAAGACUGUAGAAGACAAUCUUAUUUUGAUCCGCAGUCAGUGGGAGAGGAUCAGUUACCUUAUGUCUCAGGCUGGGCUAAAAUUUCCUGCACCCCCAACUGCUAGUGAUAACAUGCAGCUCGAUGACAAUUCAAUUGAUCAGUUUUCGCAGGAAGUUGUAGUUGCCAGGUUUGUCGCUGAAGCAAUUGGAAGGGGUCAAGCACGUGCUGAAGCUGAAGAAGCUGCUGCCACGAUCAUUGAUUCAAAAGACCAGGAAAUAUUACGAUUACGGGAUAGACUGCAGUACUAUGAAACUGUUAAUCAUGAAUUGUCACAGAGGAAGCUUGUGGAGGUUGUACGUAGGCAACAAGAACGGAAGAAGAGUCGCCGGAGGUGGAUAUGGAGUUUGAUGGGAUUGUCCAUUGCCAUAGGGGCUUCAUUCGUUGCAUAUUCAUGCAUUCCACUCACAAGUAAAUAUCUAUCAUCGCUAAAGUCUGGCGACCUAACCGAUAACCCUAGUGUCAGCCCUUCCACCACCUCUUAGCCUAAUUUGUAUCUCUACUUUUAAAUUCACCCUUUAUGUUCUAAAGUCGUUUAGCUAGGGCGUAGGCAGAUUACAUCCUGUGACUAUUUUAUCAAUCUAAUAGAACAGCGUUUGCGUAA